This is a messenger RNA of Carcharodon carcharias (great white shark), 3751 nucleotides long. Its product is annotated as protein tweety homolog 2-like. The record is from RefSeq and is a predicted model, not a curated record. Gene Ontology annotation, cellular component: plasma membrane. The transcript has 14 exons. Gene Ontology annotation, molecular function: volume-sensitive chloride channel activity; intracellularly calcium-gated chloride channel activity. Bases 190 to 1806 code for a protein of 538 amino acids. NCBI's taxonomy places the organism in Eukaryota, Metazoa, Chordata, Chondrichthyes, Lamniformes, Lamnidae.
GCGCCUCUGUUCCGGCUCGCUCCUGAGAUGGGCUUUCGCUGGGCUUGGUUCCUGGCUGCCUGCCUUUGAGCAGGUGGGGGGGGCCGGCUUGUUGCUUUCCCUCUGCUGGGAGUGGGGGGGCCAGGGUCCUUCCCGAGUGUUCCUGCUCUCUCUCUCUACCCCCCACACCCCCCCUCCCCCGUUCCCGGCAUGGCUUCCCGGGUGGAUUACAUCGCUCCGUGGUGGACUUACUGGCUGCAUAACUUCCCGCAUGUGAACCUCCGCUUGCAGCCAGUGGACAACACGUUCAACCCGCAGGAUAGCAACUACCAGCAGGCACUGAUAUUUUUGGCUGCGAUUGCUGCCAUCGGCUUGGUCCUCAAUUUGAUUUUCAUUUCCAUUUACUUGUUAUGCCUCUGCUGCUGCAAGCGAACUGAUGAUGAGGAAAUCAAGAGGCCACAUUCAUGCUGUGUCAUGUGGACAGCUGUGACUGCUGGCCUUGUCUGCUGUGCUGCUGUUGGGGUUGGCUUCUAUGGAAACAGUGAAACAAAUGAUGGUGUCUACCAGCUUACCUACUCCAUCUACAAUGCUAAUCACACACUUGCUGGAGUUGAUAGUUUGGUUUCUAGGACUACAAGUCAUAUGGAAGUUGAUCUGAAGCAGCAUAUAGCAAGGCUCGAUGAGAUCUUUGCACGAAGAAUAGAGUUUAUUCAGACGCUGAAGUUCAUGCAACAGAUGGCAGAUGCAAUUGUUUCACAGCUCUCUGGCCUCCCAACAUGGCACAAUAUAAAUUUGAACAUGGCAGAUGUAGCUGAUAACAUCAGCUACUUUGAAUAUUACAGAUGGCUAUCGUAUCUUCUGCUCCUUGUUAUUGACUUGGUUAUUUGUCUGGUGGCAUUCCUAGGCCUGGCCAAACGAUCCAGGUGGCUUCUCAUGAUAAUGAUUGUCAGUGGGGUCCUGACUUUAAUCCUUAGCUGGGGGUCCCUGGGUCUGGAUACCUCUGCAGCUGUGGGGAUCAGUGAUUUCUGUGUGGCUCCAGACAAAUUCAUCAUGAACAUGACACACCAUAAAAUUAACUCAGAUGUGGUACAUUACUACCUGUAUUGCAGCCACAGCAUAAGCAACCCAUUUCAACAGAUUCUAUCAGUUUUCCAGCGAUCUCUGACUACCAUGGAACGACAGAUCCAAGGAAUGAUGCAUAUUGCAGUGCCAGUAUUCCCAAUGGCAAAGAAAGACCUUCUUGGGAUACAGCUGCUGCUAAAUAGAUCUGAAUCCAGUUUACAUCAGCUCACAGCAAUGCUUGACUGCCGAGGACUCCAUAAGGACUAUCUGGAUGCCCUGAUUGGUGUGUGUUACGAUGGGGUUGAGGGGUUACUGUACCUUUCACUGUUUUCUAUCCUGGCUGCAGCUGCAUUCUGUGCCCUGAUCUGUGCAAUAUCUCGUGCCUGUAAUCACUUGGCAAUCAGAGAUCGGGAUUAUGAUGAUAUGGAUGAGGCAGAUCCAUUUAAUCCUCAGGCUCGUCGCAUAGCAGCCCAUAACCCAACCCGAGGCCAGCUACGCAGUUUUUGUAGUUUCAACAGUAGUUUGGGCAGUCAGGCCAGCCUCCAGCCACCUGCAAAUACGACCACCACUCAAACAGCCACCGCAGCACCUGCACCUGAAUAUAUGAAUAACACUGUGCUUUUCGGUGGAAAUCCUCGCUACGAGAAUGUUCCGCUGAUUGGAAGAAAUUCACCUCCACCUUCGUACUCUCCGAGUAUGAGAGCCACCUACCUUGCAGUGAGUGAAGAACCUACCAGAAUUUAUGGAAAUAUAUUUCCUGUUUAACAGUUACACUGGCUUUCGUAACAGAGUUCAAAAUUCCUUAAUGCCAGCUAGAAAGAAGAAUUACUGUAACUAAAAAAAAAUUGUUCUGGCUAAAACUCUUUCCCAUUCUUUGAAGUUUGAAGUGAUAGUCACCACAUGGGAGCAACAGAGGAUUGUUGAAGAUUGAUGCUUCAAGCUAUCAAAUGGAUUUUCUGAGUCUUACUACUCAAAAUGACUGUUAAACUGAAUGCUUGAGGUUACAUCUGAAAAUAUUGCAUUGUUUUUAAGUAUCAUUCUUAUUGGAGGCUUGGUAUAUAAUUGGUAUGUGCUAAGGUAUUGAAUUUAAAUUGGAAUUGUAAUUAGAAUCUGAUAUAAGAAGUGCCUUGUAAAGUGGAUGGAUUUUUUAAAAAUGGUGUAAAUUUGAACUUAACAUCCAAGGUGCCUAACUGUCUGUUGGAUAGUGAAAUUAAUUCUAGGACUGUGAAUUGCCUGAAAGUUGCCUGCAUAUAACUGUUAGAAUGGCGCUUCAUUUAAUUCUUAACCAGAUAUAUUCAAACACUGCAUCUUCAAGAAAAGCAAAAAAGUAAUCUAACCUUGUGGCUUUGGUUUCUUUUGGCUAAUUGCAGAGUAGGGUUGACUGAUUCUGGACCAGUCAGGAUUGUCACAUCUUUCCAGGAGGACAAACUGGCUCUUGCAGAAAACUAUGUUGGAACAGGGUGGGCAGAAAAUCAGAACUAUAUAUUUUACCAAAAAAAAAUUCAAUCCUCAGCACAUGAUGGUUUCUUUCAGAAAUCGACUCUGCUCUGAAUGUUGUUUAGAGUAAUUUAAGUGCAUGAUCCCAUUUCAUAUUAGAUGGCUGCUACCAAUCUCCCACCAAGUCACUUGUGAUGGAUAUGACAGACACCGGCACUAUAUGUAAACUACAAUUUGUGAUUGGCAACAUAAUGAUAUUUCAAUUUGCUCACACAACACCAGAAUGGCUUUUUUCUAAUACAGCAACCAAAUCCAUUGUCGGACAUUUGUGAAGUUCCAGAUUUAACUCGUCAAGUUGUAAAAUGUUCAGUAAGUUACCCUUCUAUGAAAUAACUUGACAAUAUUUCACCAACUUGAAUUAUCUGAUACCUUUGUUAAGGUAUGAUAACCAUUUAUAGAUUCCUUCUUCCAGAUCUGAUUUCCCUUAUGGAAAUGCAGUAUAUGCUGCUUCCUGCAUAUUACACUUAGCCAAAAAAAAGGGCUCCUGAAUUGUACCAUAUGGAGCAAACAUAUGUUAAACUACAGUUUACAAUUAAAGGAGCAGCUGUGGUUUAAAAUGUUACAUGUAUGCCAGUGAAGUGGUUUUGGAUGUAAUUUGCUUCCCAUAAAUUAAGAAAUCUACCUUGUUUAUAGAAUCCUCAUCCACAUUCCUAAGACAGUGUCUUGUGAGCAGUUUUUCCUCACUAGUUGUGUGUCAGUAUUUCAGUGAAUUAUCUGUAAGUAGUGAUACUUUUUUGAGUGAAUGUUAUGUAAUCCGAUUGUAAUUCAGUCUAUUUUGGGUUGGGCCUACAAAAAGACUGUCUUUUAAUAUUCUGUCUGUGGAACAAAGUGGCUAUUUUUGAUCUACUUUGAGCAUGUUUGAUGUAUUAUAAAUUCAUUUGGUCCAUGAAGUAUGCAUUUCAUAGAACACAUUAACCAUGUUAUCUUACAUAGGAUUGUAUACAAAAGGCAAAUUAUUGGUGAAUUUAAGAUCGCCAAGAUGGAAUUGUGGAAAGUUUAGUGACAAUUUCAAGAGGACUUAUAAUACUUUCAGAUAGCUAAUACUUUCAAAUUGUAAAUUCCAAAUGAUUCUCUCAAAACAUAAGUUAUGUGCUACAAUUGGCUAUAUGUUGCAACUUAUAAUAAGGUGGAUUCUGAACCAAACCAAUAGAAAAGAUGAUGAAACUAAAAAAAUGUUAUGUUCCAAUUUCUAAUUAAAAUGAGACUGAUGCUG